AUGGGUACACAGUCUGACCCCAGGAGGUGGCGGCGAUCAAUUUCAGAUUUUUGUACUCAAAAUUUUGAUGAUGGAGACUCAGAUGGUAUAUUUUCUGAAGAGGAGUUACACGAAUUGAAGUCAGAUGAUGAGUUUGAUGCUGGUAAAAAUUCCAUAGAAUUCAACCUGAAAACCAAAAUGCAAAACUUCCAAUUUGUUCUUGGCAUGGAAUUUGCUGCAAUAAGGGAGUACAUUAUUGAAGGUGAUCGAGAAUAUGUAUCUAUUGCCAAUGAUUCAAAUAGAGUUAGAGUUAAGUGCAAGGGUGCAAACUGUGAAUGGAUGUUGUUUGUUUCAAUAGUUAACAAGACAGAUGGCAAGACAAUGAAGGUUAAAACACUUGUUGACAAGCAUAGUUAUGGCAUUGUUUUGGACAAUAAAAAGGAGAUAACUGCAAAGACCAAGUACUCAUGUGUGUCUAGCUGGACAUUUUAUAGAGCCAAGACAAAAGCAAGGAAGAUGUUGGAAGGGUCUGUCAAGGAACAAUAUGCCAUUCUUGAUGAUUACUAUAAAAGGUUGUUGGCUACCAAUCCUGGCUCUACAUUGAAGUUGAAAAUUGAUUUGGUUAAUGGGAGAAGGACAUUUCAGGGUAUUUAUAUUUGUCUUAAGGCAUGUAGAGAUGGCUGGUUGGGGGGUUGUAGACCUCUAAUUGGUCUUGAUCAAUGCUUUUUGAAAGGACAUUGUAGGGGAAUUUUACUGGCUGCAGUAGGCAUUGAUGGUAAUAACUCCAUGUUUCUCAUUGCCUACUAUGUUGCUAAAAAGGAAAACACUGAGGUUUGGACUUGGUUCUUGGAGCUAUUGAAGGAUGAUCUCGAGAAUUUGAGUCCUACCAAGGUGACAAUGAUGAGUGAUUGUCAAAAAGGAUUAGAAAAUGCAGUGGGAGCCAUCUUUUGUGGGUGUGAGGUGAGGUAUUGUGUUAGACAUCUUCAUGCUAAGUUUAAAAAGGAAUAUCCUGGGCUUUUACUUAAGCAACUUUUGUGGGCAACAGCUAAUACUACAACACAAACUGAGUUUGCUCGAGCAAUGCAAGAAGUCAAGGAUGUCUCGGAUGGUGCUUACAAUUGGCUGGCAGGAAAGAACCCCACAGUAUGGAGUAAGUCACAUAUUUCAGAAUACCCAAAAUGUGACAUUUUGGUGAAUAAUUUGUGUGAGAGUUUCAAUGCAACCAUACUUGAUGCUUUCAACAAGCUAAUUAUAAUUUUACUAGAGAAAAUUAGAUUUUGGUUGAUGUCUCGGUUUUAUAACAAAAAAGCUAAGUUGGAGAAGAUGACUCAACCUGUGGGGAAGAGAAUUUUGAAGAUAAUUGAGAAGCAAAAAGAGAUUGCAAAGCAUUGUCUUGUUACUAGGUCUGACAAGUUUGAGUUUCAGGUUCAAUGCAGCAAUGGUAGUGCCUUGGUUGUCGAUUUGGAAUUCAGAACUUGUACAUGUAGGAGGUUUGAACUAUUUGGGCUUCCUUGUGGCCAUGCACUAGCUGCUAUCUGGUUCAUGGGAGGUAAUACAAGACUGAACCCAAUUGAUCCACCACCUGAGAUGAAGCUGCCAGGAAGACUUAAGAAAGCUAGGAGAAGGGAGACAGAUGAACCUCCACCUGCUUUAAAGAAAGCUCGAAGAACUGGACAAAAUCGUGUGGUCAAAAAGCGAGGUCGUCCACAACUGCAGAAACCAACUGAAGCCACACUUUUAAGGAAGGAAAGAAGGCUGAAGCAACAUGCUAAAGGAGGAACUAGUGGCGCAAAGAAUGCUCAACCCGAUACUGUCUGA
Messenger RNA from Humulus lupulus (European hop), 1797 nucleotides. RefSeq lists its product as uncharacterized. Bases 1 to 1797 code for a protein of 598 amino acids. The transcript has 4 exons. The record is from RefSeq and is a predicted model, not a curated record. Lineage: Eukaryota; Viridiplantae; Streptophyta; Magnoliopsida; Rosales; Cannabaceae. Gene Ontology annotation, molecular function: zinc ion binding.